Messenger RNA from Laccaria bicolor S238N-H82, 1536 nucleotides. RefSeq lists its product as uncharacterized. The record is from RefSeq and is a predicted model, not a curated record. Bases 1 to 1536 code for a protein of 511 amino acids. The transcript is spliced from 9 exons. Lineage: Eukaryota; Fungi; Basidiomycota; Agaricomycetes; Agaricales; Hydnangiaceae.
AUGAAGUCAAAGAAAGGUGCGACAAGACCGCCAUCGACUCGAGUGGAAAGCACAGGGGCCUCCGUCUUAUGGGGCGCUUCAUCGCCAAGUAUACAUGGUGGGGAGAUCAGCAACUCGCAGAGGGAUCAAAUCAGGAGCACAAUCAUUAUUAAUGUGGGUGGGUCUGACUCGGACGCAUCGCGGGCGACCUCAGCGGUAAAGAAGAGCAACACGUCCGAGUCGGCUGGAGGUUCGCCCCAUGCCAGUUCUUCAUCCACUUCGGAUCGAGAACAGAGCUCUACACUGGAGGAGUCGAGUGUGUCCACCGAUUCAGGCAUGUAUCCUUCCCAGAACCUUUCAAGCACUGGUGAAGUAGACGGAAGACAGUCUCCACACACAGAGGAGGACGAUCCCGUUGAAGAAGAAUCCAGUAACUCCAUCUACGAGCGUCACAUGUAUCUCAAAAAGCGUGGUUUUCCUCUUUGGAUUCCUCAGCCCAACACGACACUUUCUCGUUCAUAUCAACGACGAGGUGUCAGCAUCGGCGAUGUUGGAAUUUUCACUUCAAACGGUGGCUUCGACUUCCUCUUCAAUGUUUGCUUGCCCGCUGGGGACCCAAGUAACCCUGACGAACUUCCUGAAGGCUUUUCUCGCCUUGAGCUGAAACCAGCAGAUGUUUGCAAAUUCCAUGCUCAUUCUUCGCACAGCCAUUUAGCCAGUCCAGACGUAAAGAAGCGAGACAGGGCAAUAUUUGAAUGCUCCGGUUCUGACGGCGCUAUUCUAGCGAUGCCUAAAGGCGCAUACGACGAAGAUUUGAAAAAUAUUAGGAGAUUUAGAGAAUAUACAUUGAUUCACGCUGAAAGCUGGUAUCAGUACGCCAACGGGCCUUGCGGUCGAGAAAUUGGCAAUGGGGAACUUCACUUGGUCACAGGGUGUGACAAGACAACCUCGUGGGGAAUCGCAACCUACUCGCAUCUCCAGUCGAAACGUCCUGAAGACAACGUGUCCCUCUUAAGAUUCAAUCCUGUUGGCAACGAACGUCAAGGUCGAUAUGCGACGUAUGAAUGGGACUAUGUGGGUGUGGCACAGGCAAAGUCUGGUCCCGAAGAGGAUGAGCUUAUGGAUUUAGGGGUCAACGACUCUGUUCCUCUACGAAAUCAGUGUACCUUCACCCGGUCGCUUACCCCCGCUUUCGGUGAUGAUGACUGGGAGCGUCUCCAAUUGAAGGUAGCGUCUUCAGUGAAGGAUGAAGCCUCGAUGCGAUCCCCCAAGAGCCCUUUCCCUUUAGUUUUGGGUGCCAUAAGUUCUCUUCCAGGUCGCAUAGGCUUUUUGCGUGGUCAUAGGCGCGGGGGUAACUCCAAGGUAACCGAUUCAAUGACUCCUGCACAGACAACAGCAGCUCACCCCGCAGCCUAUGUCAUUGACAUGAUACUGCGAAAGUGCCCCAAAGCGAAGGUUGUAGUUGUCCAUGAUAGCAACUGGUGCUCUGUGAUUCGAGACUUAGUGAGCCAUGAACUUCAUGACUUGACGUCAAGUGUAAAGUGGAUGUUAGGAUGA